Tribolium madens (black flour beetle) is the source of this 1370-nucleotide messenger RNA. RefSeq lists its product as uncharacterized. The transcript is spliced from 9 exons. The record is from RefSeq and is a predicted model, not a curated record. Bases 185 to 1333 code for a protein of 382 amino acids. NCBI's taxonomy places the organism in Eukaryota, Metazoa, Arthropoda, Insecta, Coleoptera, Tenebrionidae.
UUCGGUGUUUUGAAAACAAUAGUAUGAAUAAUAAAAAACUACCUACUUAUAUCAUUUUACUGCUUGAAUGUAAUAUGCGAACAUGAAGGAAAAAGGUGUUUGAAACAUUCUGUGAAUAUUUUGAAGCAGGUAAGUUGGCAGUUUCCACAUUUCUGUAAAAAAUUAUUUGCCUUUAGUUGGCAAAAUGGUAAUUAUAAGCAAACCACUGUUCUACGAGAAAUUGGAACCUACAAUAAAGUGCAGAGAUUUAGUACAUCCAGAUAUUAGCAGUUGUACUAAAGCAAAUCUCAAACUAUGUUUGGAGGCUUUUCUACCAGGAGUAUUUUAUUUCUAUUUACCCAUUCAUUUGCUGCAAGUAAUUCUUGAUUAUAAGAAAAUCAACAGGAAAAAUUUUUUGAAAAAUUUGCUAAAGAAUAUUUUAAGGUCUGAAAGUUUUGGUGUAACUUUUGGUGGAUUAGCAAUCGCUACAAUCUGUCUGCAUAGUCAUCUUUCAGAACGACUUCGUUAUUACACUUUAUUACUACUGCCAGGUAUAGUAGCAGGAAUUUCUAUACGAUGGGAACACCCUAGAAACCGACAAUUAAACACGAUUCUUUGGGCCAGUUUGGUUGUUGAAGCACUAUUCAAAAAUGCUUACUAUUUCAAAAUCUUCACUUACUCCCCAAUAAAAGAAACACUUAUUUUUAUGCUUGUCAGUUCUUCCCUAAUGCAUUUAUUUAUAAACAGAGAUAAGAAACAAAUUCCGUUCAAUCUUUGGUUUUAUAAACCUUCUGACCCAAAAAAAUACAAGUUCACUCUCUACAAUUACUUUAGAGAAAUAUCAAAAUAUUUUGGAUUUGGAUAUGGAUUAAAUAGUAUUAGAUGUGUCUUGAAAGAUGCCAAAAUGAUGUUUAAGAGCCCUCUACAAUUUAUUAGAAAGACGGCUUUCAAUAGAAGUAAUCUUAAAUUUGGAAUUAUUAUUGGGCUUUAUGUAGGUUUAUUUAGGGGAGUUUCAGUCUUACUUCAAAAAUAUAGUAACUUGGAAAAAGCAAAUGCUGCAAUUGCAGGACUUGUAGCGGGAAUAUCUUAUUACAUAGAACCAAAUAUGACUAUUUUGACUACUGCUGUGGUAACCGUUUUACAAAUAUUAUGUAAACAAAUUUCAACCAUUCCAGAGUUUAGAAAAAUUCCAUUCACUGAAUUAGUUUUUAUGUUCUGUAAUGGAAUUCUUUUUUUUAAUAGAAUUGUAGCUCCAGUUACGUGUCCAAAAUAUUACACGAAUAUGCUUCAAAUUACUGCAAAUGGAGAACUAGAAAAAAUUUAUAUUAGACUAGUGAAUAAAUAUUUGCCGUAGAAUAAAAUGGUAAUAAACUCAAGCAGGAUGCAAAUUA